AGACGGAGAAAACGGACAGCGGCGGGAAAACUGACGUCCUUCAGACUGAAGCUGGGGAAGCUAAAGGUGGUGCGGCGGCAGCUGCUGCAAAGGUAUGAACACCAGCCAUUUGUCUCCUGCCUGGCUGGCCUCUACGGCUGCCAAUGGAGACGAUACCAAAGAGCCCGGGCACAGCCGGGAGAGUGCUGCUGCAGCAAGGUGGAGUGUGGCAGCUUUGGCCUCCUGAUCCUCACCUUUUUCCUGAGUUUUGUGUUCCUCUAUUUCUGGAGUGAAGCCCAGAACGACUACAAUGACUUUGACUGGUUUAACUUUGGGAAUCUUGGGUUCUGGUUCCCCUGGUCUCUGGUCCUGCUGAUUGUUGCUGCGGCUCUCUUCACAUACAUCGCUCUGCUAUUGGUGCUGGCGGUGUGUUUGCUUUCUGAGGGCCAGAGGUUGUACCUUCACUGGAGCCACAAGUCUGGUAUUGUGGUGACGCUGGCGUUCUCCGUCACAGCCACCGCCAUCCUCUCUGACCUGUGGAGCAAAGAAUGGAAGACUCUCCUCCUGUCUCUGCAGGUCACAGCACCUUACCUACAUGUGGCUGCAGUGUCAUUGAUGGCGAUUCUUUCCUGGCCAAUAGCAUUACAUUUCUUUCGCAUGAACAAGAAAGUCCGUCAGGUGGCCGUCUUGGGACUCUUUCUGUCCGUGCUGUUCUCGCUCUACUUGGUUCCUCUGGGAAUGUACUCGCCCUGCAUCAAAGAGGCGGGAACUCUGGGACCUGCGCCUACUCUCAUUGGGCACAGAGGAGCUCCAAUGCUCGCUCCGGAGAACACUGUGAUGUCUUUUGAGAAGGCAGUGGAAGCUGGAGGAGAAGGACUGGAGACUGAUGUCACCAUCAGUUUUGAUGGCGUUCCCUUCCUGAUGCACGACGCCACCCUGAAGAGGACCACUAACAUCGCAGAGGUUUUCCCAAACAGGACACACCUCGACGCCUCCAUGUUCACUUGGACCGAGCUGCAGCAGUUGAACGCUGGUGAUUGGUUCUUAUCGAGGGAUCCGUUUGGCACCGUGUCAUCCCUCUCUGCAGCAGACCGCUCCCAGGCCCAGAACCAGUCUAUUCCCUCACUGGUCCAGUUCCUGGAGGUAGCGGCCCGAAGUGGCAGACUCGUACUGUUCGACCUGCGCAGGCCACCGCUUGGACACCCAUACAGUCAGUCAUACAUCAACACCACUCUACAGGUGGUACAGGCCCACAUCAACUCCUCGCAGGUCCUGUGGCUGCCAUCUGAAGACAGGGACCAGGUCCAGGCUGUGGACCCACACCUGCAGCAGACCUCUGGAGAAAAGGCUUCUAUCCAGGAGCUGACAGAUGGACACAUCACCAGACUGAACCUGCACUACAGCACCAUGUCUCAGCAACAGAUCCGAAAGUACCAGUCAGUGAACAUCAGCACUAACCUGUAUGUGAUCAGCCAGCCUUGGCUCUACACACUGGCCUGGUGUGCUGGAGCGCAGUCCGUGACCACCAACUCCAUC
Neolamprologus brichardi is the source of this 1515-nucleotide messenger RNA. The record is from RefSeq and is a predicted model, not a curated record. NCBI's taxonomy places the organism in Eukaryota, Metazoa, Chordata, Actinopteri, Cichliformes, Cichlidae.